AUGAACUCGAAUCACAUCUUGAAUGUGCAGCUGAAAAGUCACCUCGAUUUAGCAUGCGGUGAGUUAAGGGACACCCAGGAAAAUGUAAAAGAGAAGAUCACAUAUUUUCACAGACUUGAAGAGAGGUUAAAUAUUUUAGACGAGCGACUUGAAGAGAAAGUAGAUCACACCCAACAUCAGCUUCGAAACAGUGUAGAUUUCCUGCAGCAGCAAUACCAACGGAGAGUUGGUAUCCUUCAAGAGCAGCUUGAACAAAAAGUAAAAACGUGCCAAACAAAACUAGAGCAGAAAAUUAUUAUGAAGCGCACAAUGUUUUGGGCUUGUUUGGUGUUGGGACUUGUGUUUUUAACAUUUUACCUGACGAAACUUGAAAAGAAUGUCGACAUAUUAAAGGUGGAUACAGAGGAAUCCCGCAUUUUUAUAUGGAAGAUAACAAGCUUUGAAGACAAAUUGAGAGAAGGAAAAAUCCAAAAAAAUUGGGUCAUUCAAAGUGAUCCGUUUUACGGGUAUGGCUACAAAUUGAUACUACAGUUGUACCCAAAUGGCUGUGGCGUUGGAAAGGACACUUAUCUCUCCAUAAGUAUUGGUGUAUUGAAAGGUGAAUAUGACGCCAUAUUCCCCUGGGGGCUCUCAAAGCCAGUAAUAUUUGCGUUAAUCGAUCAGCAAGAUAAUCCAAAUCAACGACAAAACCUUGUUAUGGGAUUUCUUGCAGACCCAAAUAAUGCAGUCUUUAAAAAGCCCGUAGAAGAGAAAAACAGUUUAAUGUAUGGAUUUCUACAAUUUGUAUCACAUAAUGACCUCAAGACAAGACGGUUUGUUGUUGACGACACCUCAUUCAUCAAAGUUCAGUUAGAUUCACCCAAAGCUAAAAAGUUAUGGUUUUAG
Messenger RNA from Orbicella faveolata, 885 nucleotides. RefSeq names its product TNF receptor-associated factor 1-like. The record is from RefSeq and is a predicted model, not a curated record. Lineage: Eukaryota; Metazoa; Cnidaria; Anthozoa; Scleractinia; Merulinidae.